CAAAUGUGGCGCAUAUCAACGCGGUGUGGCGAUUCGCGUGUGCGAGUGUGUGCUCUCUCAUUGCCAUUUUUGUGUGGAAAUAUUAAUGCAAUUUUUGCGGUGACCUAACCGUCUUGUAAACCCAGAGAAAGCCUACCUUCUAAAUACAGUUUUAUUCAAAAUGCCUUCCCUCGAGAAAGAAACAACUUCUUGGGCUGAUGACAUCGAUGAAAAUGAAGAGCCAGCACUUCCCCCUACUGAAGUCAAAUACCUUCCCAAUGGCACCAAAAUUGUGACAGAAUACAGAUUUAAUGAUGAUGACAAGAAAGAAAAGACGGUUACCACCAUUAAAGUGGAGAACCGCAAGGUCUCCAAAGAAGUCGCCAAGCGCAAGGUAUGGGCCAAAUUCGGCCAGUCCAAGGACGACAAGCCGGGCCCCAACACGGCCACCACCAUCAUGGCUGAGGAGGUCAGCAUGCAGUUCAUCACGUCCAAUGAAGAUGAGAAGGACGACAAUGAUGAUAUGCGAGCCAAGCUCAAGGAGCAGGGCAAGGGCCAGCUGCUCAAGUGUCGUUUCUGUAAGGGCGACCAUUGGACAUCACAGUGUCCAUACAAGGAGAUUGGAGGCCUGGAGGAGGUGAAACAGGAGGAGGAGGCCACCAGCACCAAAAUGUCCACCUCCACUGGCGGCAAGUACGUGCCGCCCUUCAUGAAGGAGGGCGCCAGGAGCGGCGGUGUCAGCAUGGCCAACUCACGGGGCAGAGACGACUACGCCACCAUCCGCGUCACCAACCUGUCUGAGAGCACCCGCGAGUCGGACCUCGAGGACCUGUUCCGCCCGUUCGGCCGGCUCUCCCGCACCUACCUGGCCAAGGACAAGACGACCGGCCUCUCCAAGGGAUUCGCCUUCAUCAGCUUCCACGAGCAGAAACACGCCGAGGAGGCGAUCCGCCAAAUCAACGGCUUCGGCUACGACCACCUUAUCCUCAAGGUGGAAUGGUCCAAACCGUCAGAGAAAUAGGAUCUUCUCAACCAAUGCGCGUCUUUUUACGUUUAAUGUAUAUGUAUCGACCUAAUUGGAAUCAAUACAGGUUUUUCGGGUGAA
Messenger RNA from Amphibalanus amphitrite, 1084 nucleotides. Its product is annotated as eukaryotic translation initiation factor 3 subunit G-like. The transcript has 7 exons. Lineage: Eukaryota; Metazoa; Arthropoda; Thecostraca; Balanomorpha; Balanidae. Gene Ontology annotation, cellular component: eukaryotic translation initiation factor 3 complex; cytoplasm. Bases 161 to 1000 code for a protein of 279 amino acids. The record is from RefSeq and is a predicted model, not a curated record. Gene Ontology annotation, molecular function: RNA binding; translation initiation factor activity.